AUGUCGAACAACAGGGAGCAGGUUUUUCCCACACGUAUGACUCUAGGGUUGAUGAAAUCCAAGCUCAAGGGCGCCAACCAGGGCCACUCGCUGCUCAAACGGAAGUCUGAGGCACUGACCAAGAGGUUCCGGGAGAUCACGCGGCGGAUUGACGAGUCCAAGCAGCGGAUGGGGGCUGUGAUGCAGACGGCGUCGUUCUCGUUGGCGGAGGUCACCUAUGCGACCGGGGAGAACAUCGGGUAUCAAGUGCAGGAGAGCGUUGCGAACGCGCGGUUCAAGGUGGGCGCGCGGCAGGAGAACGUGAGCGGCGUGUACCUGCCGCAGUUCGAAUCACAGCUGGACUCGGACAUAAAUGACUUCAAGCUGACGGGGCUGGGCCGGGGCGGACAGCAGGUGCAGCGGGCCAAGAACAUCUACACGAAGGUGGUGGAGUCGUUGGUGCAGCUGGCGUCGCUGCAGACGGCGUUCGUGAUUCUCGACGAGGUGAUCAAGGUCACGAACCGGAGAGUGAACGCAAUUGAGCACGUAAUCAUCCCGCGCACGGAAAACACGAUAGCGUAUAUCAACUCCGAGCUGGACGAGCUGGACCGCGAGGAGUUCUACAGGCUGAAAAAGGUGCAGGAAAAGAAACAGAGGGACGUCGUCGCCCUUGACGCGGAAAUGAAGCGCAAGAGGCUUGAGAAGGCUGCCACUUCAACUGAUGCGGCGGUGGCGGACGCCGUUCCGGACGACGACAUUCGCGGUGAAGGGGAAUUGGACGAGCACGGACAACCGGACGUGGAGGUUGGCAACCAAGACAUACUUGCAGAGCAAGAAGAGGAUGUUAUCUUUUAG
Eremothecium gossypii ATCC 10895 is the source of this 834-nucleotide messenger RNA. RefSeq names its product H(+)-transporting V1 sector ATPase subunit D (gene VMA8). The record is from RefSeq and is marked provisional. NCBI's taxonomy places the organism in Eukaryota, Fungi, Ascomycota, Saccharomycetes, Saccharomycetales, Saccharomycetaceae. The transcript has a single exon. Gene Ontology annotation, cellular component: vacuolar proton-transporting V-type ATPase complex; fungal-type vacuole membrane. The coding region runs from base 1 to 834 and encodes 277 amino acids. Gene Ontology annotation, biological process: vacuolar acidification. Gene Ontology annotation, molecular function: proton-transporting ATPase activity, rotational mechanism.